ACAAUUUGUGGCGCUAACAAACUCAACAAAAUGUGAUUAUCCAACAUGAAUAUCUUUAUUGAGACAGCACUUUCAGACACGAUGAGGGCUUCUGUGGUGUUUUUCCUGGCUGUCAGCUUUGCCAUGUUUGAAUUUGGCGUCACUCUGCAGUGUUACUCCUGCCCUCACGGCUCCUCCGAAAAAUGUGAUGCCACAGAGGAGUGUAACCAAGGUGAUGACAGCUGCCUGAAACUCAGCAGUGAUGGUAUACCCUUCAGGAAAGACCUACACUUGUCACACUGUGACUUCAGGAUUCUGGGGACCAGAUAUCCAGUCCCUAACUUCACCUUUUCCUGCUGUCAGUCAAAUCUCUGCAAUGGUGAAAGUAAAAGUUUUCUUCAGAAACUGAAAGAUUUCUUUGGUUAAGAAAUAUUAAGAAGAAAGAUAAAAUUCAAUGUAAUUUUAAACUGUAAUUCCAAUCUGUUGAUUAUUAUUCAUAUCUCUUACAAUGUAUGCCAUUGAACAUUGUUACACACUCAACAAUAAAGUCUUAUCUUAACAAAAUAUAUGCACUCACUUUGCUCCAAGACACAUUUCAGUUAACAAAAUUAGUCUUUCUGCACUGUGAAUUUCUCUUUCUUUAGUCAUUUCUAUUUUCUUUCACACAUGUUCCCAUGUAAUUUUCAUUCUUGUAACACUUUGGCACUAUUACAGUUUUUUGUUAGUAAAAACGUUGUUACUAAGCUGAAAAUGUUAUUAAUAAAUGGAUUUUGGUCGA
This is a messenger RNA of Scomber japonicus (chub mackerel), 757 nucleotides long. RefSeq names its product CD59 glycoprotein-like. NCBI's taxonomy places the organism in Eukaryota, Metazoa, Chordata, Actinopteri, Scombriformes, Scombridae. The transcript has 4 exons. The record is from RefSeq and is a predicted model, not a curated record. The coding region runs from base 46 to 405 and encodes 119 amino acids.